This is a messenger RNA of Mesocricetus auratus (golden hamster), 5022 nucleotides long. It is a transcript of the gene Prrc1, whose product is annotated as proline rich coiled-coil 1. The coding region runs from base 159 to 1496 and encodes 445 amino acids. Gene Ontology annotation, biological process: activation of protein kinase A activity. Gene Ontology annotation, cellular component: cytoplasm. NCBI's taxonomy places the organism in Eukaryota, Metazoa, Chordata, Mammalia, Rodentia, Cricetidae. The transcript is spliced from 9 exons. Gene Ontology annotation, molecular function: protein kinase A regulatory subunit binding. The record is from RefSeq and is a predicted model, not a curated record.
GAGGCCAUCUUGGCGCGGGACGCGCGCUCCUCUGGUCUUCCUCGUCCUCGGCCAGACGGAUCUCCGCGCCGGACACUCCGGAUACCGACCCCGACCCGCGUGGGCAGCUUCCGCAUAGGCGCUCGCUCGGUCCCAGAGUGCACCAUAGUUGAGGAAAAAUGAUGGAAGAAAGUGGAAUAGAGACAACUCCACCUGGAACUCCUCCCCUGAACCCUGCAGGCCUGGCUGCUGCUGCCAUGCCCUCCACUGAAGUUCACUUAGCUGCAACCAGUUCCUUCUCAUCUCCCAAUGUGUCUGGGAUGGAGUCCUUGCCACCACAUGUGUAUUCCACGCCUCAGCCAUCCCUGCCCCCUGUGCAGCCGUCCGCACCGCCCCCUUUUGUGCCGAUGUCUCCAGCUCCUGCCGGUCCCCUGAGUGGCCCUUCAGUGCUGCCCUCUGUGUCUUCAUCACCUGGCAUUGCCUUCAGCAGCCCCCCUUUGCCCCACUUCCCGCCUGCCACUUCCGCCUCUGGGGCUCUUUUGUCCACACCACCUGCGGGUCCUCCGAUAUCGGGGUUUUCUGUUGGUGCAGUUUACGACAUCACGAGGGGCCACGCCGGGAGAGCUCCCCAGACACCUUUGAUGCCGUCCUUUUCUGCACCUCCAGUCUCAGGUAUUUUGCCGGCCCCCAUCACUCAGCAAACCAGUAUGACAUCGCUGGCACAGGGGCCUGGAACCACAUCAGCCAUUACCUUCCCAGAGGAACAGGAAGAUCCUAGAAUUGCGAGAGGCCAGGAUGAUGCACCUGCUGGUGGGAUCUGGGGUUUUAUCAAGGGCGUGGCUGGAAAUCCUAUGGUGAAAUCUGUGCUUGAUAAGACCAAGCAUUCGGUAGAGAGCAUGAUCACGACGCUGGACCCUGGCAUGGCUCCAUACAUCAAAUCUGGAGGUGAACUGGAUAUCGUUGUAACCUCAACUAAAGAAGUGAAAGUGGCUGCUGUCCGAGAUGCCUUCCAGGAGGUCUUUGGCUUAGCUGUGGUUGUGGGGGAAGCUGGACAGUCCAACAUCGCCCCACAGCCAGUAGGCUAUGCAGCGGGAUUAAAGGGUGCCCAGGAACGCAUAGAUAGCCUGCGGAGGUCUGGCGCGAUCCACGAGAAGCAGACUGCUGUGUCAAUAGAAAACUUCAUCGCUGAGCUGCUGCCUGACAAAUGGUUUGACAUCGGCUGCUUGGUGGUUGAAGACCCUGUGCAUGGCAUCCGCCUGGAAGCCUUUACUCAAGCCACACCGGUGCCUCUGGAGUCUGUGCAGCAGGCGCAAAGCCUGACUCCCCAGGACUACAAUCUGAGGUGGUCAGGUCUAUUGGUGACAGUGGGUGAAGUCCUGGAAAAGAGCUUGCUAAACGUCACCCGGACUGAUUGGCACCUUGCUUUCACUGGCAUGUCUCGCCGACAGAUGAUCUACAGUGCAGCCAAGGCUGUGGCGGGCAUGUACAAGCAGCGCCUGCCACCCAGGCCCAUGUGAGACCAGCUGCUGCGAAAUGGAGACCUGCUGUCACCUUUGGCUCUGUGUUAGAGGAGACUGGAUAGCUUCAGAGAAUCCAACAGCUUUUACAAUUUUCCUAUAGGCUGCAGUCCUUUUAAAAGAGAUUUUUUAAAAAUAAAGGCACAGUGUCAUUCCAGUAAAACAAAAGAAGUAGGUCCUCUUUUUACUGUCAUGAUUUCAUACAUCCUAGUUCUCAAAACACAUACACAUACAUUUACAGCACAGUUCACUAUACCAAACUUAUAAAGUGGAAAUCCGAGUUCAUAUAUUUGAUUGUCCUUGGCUCUUCUGGUUUCUUAAGAAUAUGUAAUGAGGUCAGUGUGUUAAGUAUCUGGCUAAGGCUUGUUUCCUGUUGUCAUCUGUAUGCGAAUGUGAUCUCAGGUUUAAUGGUGAGCAGUGCACAUGCUCAAUAAUGGACCUACAUGCUUGCUGUGUAUGUAUGUGUAUACAGUUCCAUGUGUCUUAUAGAAUAUGGGCCAAAUUAACAGAAUGGAGAUUAUUUUUUGUCAUUAUGUACAUGUAUAGUUUGGAAGUUAUACUUGUUUCUUUUUUGUUUUAAAUUUUCACAUUUUAUAGAUUUAUACUACGAAGAGUGGAAAGUAACAUUUUUCUUUGUUGCUAUGUAAGAACUAUCAACCAAGUUUAUUUUAGAUCAGAAGUUAUUCAUCUUAUUUUUUUUUAUUUUGCUUUGAGAUUUAAAAAAAUUGUGUAUUGUUGUUUUGCUUGCGUGUGUGUCUAUGCACCAUGUGUGUACAGUGCCCAGCGAGGCCAGAAGAGGGCAUCAGAACCCUAAAACUGGAGUCAUAGUUGGUUGUGAGCAACCAUGUGGGUGCUGGGUAUCGAACCUUGCUCUUCUAGAACAGCAAUCAAUGUCCGUAACCACUGAACCAUCUUUCCAGCCCCCUCAUGUUAUUUUUGUACAGUGGUAUGAGCACUUCCACAAUUCAGUUUUCAUGAUAGCUGUUCUUCCUGCAUCCAGCCACAGCCUCUACGCUGUAAGAAGGGGGCCCCUUCUUUUGGGAUGGAGUGCGUUUUCUUUAUUUAAAGUUGCUGUUUGUAUUAUUUGAGAAGCCCAUUCAGUGUGCUUUAAUAGCACUCACCUCCCACCCCUCCCCUAACUCUUCCAUUCCCACCACGUGCUCCCCUUCUUGGCCUCUUUUUUUUUUUUUAACAUCCCACCAAGUCCAAUUUCUACUGCCCAAAUAGGUGUGAGGCUAGCAACCAGUUGACCUACAAGGGACUACACCCUUGAAAAUUUACUGUCCUUCAGAAUCUGUCAACUCCUAAUAACUCCCCAGCCUGGGGGGGGGUGGGGAGUCAUGAGCUGGAUGUUGACUGGCUGGACCCUGUGUAGAUUAACGUGGUUUCUUGGUUUGCCUUAAGCUCAGCUAGACUUUUCUAACUGUGCCCUCCUGCCUUUAUUUCCUAUGGAUGUUUUCAAGGGAAUGAUUUUAUAUUCAAUGUAGUUUCUUUAAUCCAUUGCAUUUACUGGAUGCUUUUUCCUCCCUGAAAUAAUAUAUUUUACCAUUUGGAGAUUUAAAUAAGUCAAAAUUAAGUAAAUUUUUUUCUAACAUAGUUGAACUCUGUAUAUGCAAUUCAAGUAUCUUCCUGAAGACAAUUUGGUACAGAAAUGUAAUUUAACUUUGCUGUCCUUGUCGAUACAGUUCUGUAGUAUCAGAGUUAAUCGACUCUGUACUUACUCUUCUCUGUCCUCACAUGCACAGUGUGCUGUUCCAUUAUGCUUGGCGGCAGUGAUGCCAUUGCUGCUGCUUUUACAGAAGGAGGAGAAUUACUACUUUUGAGGUGGGUCUGUGUUAAUUAAUCCCCAAGCACUGUGUGUGUUGCUUAGUUAGACAGGAAGGAAGUCUGGCUGUGGUGAUGUACCUGGCCCAGGUUAAUCCAGUACUUCUCAUUGAUUCUUCUUGCAUAAAACGCAGAGCCUUAUCACUUGCUGCUGUGCAGUUUUUAAAAACUGUCCUUUGGGUCUGGGGAUGCAGCUCUGUGAUGGAACACUAGCUAAUGUCACACCCUAGGGUCAGUCCCCAGAACACACACACACACACACACACACACACACACACACACACACACACACACACACACACACACGAUCGGCAGGGGGAACUGUUCUUGUCUUAACAGUAUUUGAUGGGGUGUUGCCUGGAUGGUGGUGUUUUGUUAUACUCCAUAGGCUAGUUUUGCAGAUCCUGAUGGUACUCUAUUUCUUCCCUUCCUUGUUUUAUUGAAUCUGUGUUACCUUAGUUACUGUUUCAGAGGGUCAUUCCAGUAGAAUCAGUGGGGGUCACUGACAUCUCAUUGGGUGACGGCUUUCCUUGAGUCCUAAAUAACCAUGGCAGAUUUAUGCCAGGGCUUGAUUGAAAGUGGAGAACCAUAGUUACCUAGUCUGCCUUCUGUGAGGAGGGGAGCAGGGAUGAAGGGCAGAUGAAAGAGAGAACUGUUUGACCCAAUGUGACCCUUCUGUAGAUGGUUUCCUCUGGCCCAGGGUUCUCUCUGGCGGGUGUCAGAGCGGGGCUGACUCCACCUCUCAUCUUCCCUAACCCUUGUCAUCGGGAGUCCCCUCCUCAGUCUGCAUGGUGCCAUCUAGACCUGGACAGUUCAAAGCAUGAUUCUCUUCCCAGGCCUUCUGUUCUUGGCCCCUUUCUCUUCCUGCCUGUUUUUGUAUAACUUCCACACUGACAUUUUUAGGGGGUUUGUGGGUGGCUGCUGCAUUUUUCAGGCCUUCAAGGAAAAAAAUCAUAAUUGUCACAGUGUUGGCAUUAUUGAAUUUUUAUUUUUAUCAGUAAGAAAAAUAAUUUAACAUCAGCCUCACAAGACUGCUCAGCUGUUUAGUUCCUAGGUCGGCCUAUUCUGUUUUGUUGCUUUUCUUGUUUUGCUCUGGCCUGGUUGGCUUGUAACAAUGCUAGGUGGGAGCUGAGAGCAUCAUUUACUGUAGGCCAGCACUCCACACUGCUCAAGAGCCCCGGCCUCGGCCUCAGCCCCAAGACCCUACUCAGUUUUUGAGACAGCUCUACUGAAGCUCUACCAUGGACUUCUGCAGUUGGAAAAGUUUUAGAAUCUGGGAGUUGUCCCUACUGAUCCCUUGUCAUUGUUUUCCAGUCUUCUUUCCUCAGUCUUUAGAGGUAAGAUACUGCCAUCUUAAGUGUAGGCAUACAAGAAAACAAAUGAAAGCACACAUGCACAUGUGCUCUGAAUUAUGCAAAUUAGCAGUUACUCAGGGUCAACUAAAUUACUUCACCUCCCCUUUACUUUACUCGUGUUAUUUGGCAAAAGGAAAACAAAAACUAAGGACUGUGUGAUUUGUGAAGCCAAAUUGAUAAUCUGUUGUAAAAAUUGUUGAGUUAAACAUAAAUUAUUACAAAGUGUAGAGUUUUCCUAGGAUAUUGUAUUCAUUUUGUGAUAUUAUGUAGAGUGAUGUAUUGGAUAAAAUCAAUUUUGUAAGUAUGUAAAUAUGUCAUAAAUAAAUACUUUGACUUAUUUCUCAGAA